CGGAUUUCGUCCCUACUGUCAGCCGCCGUCGUUCGCUCGCGCCUUCGAAGGUCUCAUCACGCAAACUUUUGACGUUCGGAGGUCGACGAUAUCGACAUCAUAAUCCUCACUUUUCGCACGUCGUCGAAUUCGGUUCCCGGAAAGACGGCGAAGAUGACCAUGGUCGAUUGUGAUGGUGUCGACGAUCCCGUCGACCGCGCGCGUUUGUUAGGUUAUGUUUGCUUUGUUGUCACUCGAUAUAUUUUCAUAUUUGUGUGCGAGCCAAUGGAGUGUGUGUGUGUGUAUGUGUUAUUAUUCCGCUGCGCUUCUCUGCUGUAUAUUAUCGGUCGCUGCUGUUUACAUCUGUAUUUAUACGUGUUUCUGAACGUCCAGCACGAUUUUUUCAUCUCGGCUAGUCAUCUCCGCCGCUGAAAGUUUGUUUUCCGUCUGCUGUCAUCGUUGCUGUUUCGCUGUCGCAGCUACACCGCAUUACAAAAAGUGCAUUCAUACUAACUUUUUUUUAAAAAAAAAGUUGAAAUCAUGACGGACUCCAUAAAGUUUGGUCCAGAGUGGUUAAGGAACAUGUCUCAAGGUAUAUCUAAGCCACAGCUUGCUGAACAUCGUUAUGGUCGAGAAGAGAUGUUAGCCUUAUUUGAUAUCUCAUCAUGUAAUCUUCCUCCAGAAUCUCUGAAAGAAUUGUCUAUGGUGUUCAGUGAAAAGCCUCAAACUCCAUUGUCUUUACAACAAAUGUCUGAAGAAGAAACUAGACUUUGGAAUCGAGGUAUAAACAGUGACACUAUAGUCAGAGCAUCUGUACGAACAACUACUGGUAGAGGUACUGCUAAUAUCGAAGUUCGUGCUAGUAGUACUAGUGCAAGAGGAAGAGGUGGUCGUGGUGGUUAUUAUUAUAAUACUACACGACCUGGUUAUGAGGAAGGACCAGAAGGUGGAGGCUCACCAAUGAACCGAGGUCCUCAUAGACCAUUUGAGAGACUUAAUUCGAAUGAAAGAAAUAUGAAUCGAAAUGGAGAAUAUACAAAUGAUUGGAGAGGAAGAGAUGAAUCCAAUUGGUGGAGAAAAAAUAGAGGUGGUGCACAUCAAGGUCAAUCUGAAGAUUCUAAUGGUCGCUGGGGACGAACUCGUUCUGAUUCUUAUAACAAUGAUAGAUGGCCUGCUGGACGACCGACAUUAAAAUAUGAUGAAGAUGAAGGAUGGGAUCGUGGUGAAUCAAGGUGGUCUAAUAAUUCUAGUGGUCAUGAACGAAGAAAACUUGAUUGGGGAGAAAAUUUGCCUGAAUGGGCUGUUGAAAAUCCUGCUGAAAAAGGUGGAAGUUUUGAUUCAUCUGGCGCUUUUCACGAUAAUCAUUAUGAAGAAGAACACCGCUAUAAUAUGGGAAAUGAACAGUCACGAGAAGAGCAAGAUUAUGAAGAAGAGCACGAAAAUGAUACUAGUAUUAAUAAUAUAGAAAGCUCAAACAUAUCACCUGUUGAAGAAAAACAGCAACAUAAUGGACAAGAAAAAGAUGAAGUUGUAUCAUCUUCAAUAUCUACUUCACCAUCUCAAAAUGAAGAAUUAAUUACUUCACCUGAACAUUUUAAAACUAUGAGGCAACAGCACCAACAUAAAAUAAACACCCAAAAUACUAAAGAAGCAUUUAUUCAAAAUGAAAAAGUUAUGAUAAAUCAUCCUGAACCAGUUAGAAUUCAACAAGCUCCAGAUAUUCCAGUUAUACACAGCAAAAGUAGUCCAGCAAUUUCACUUAUGUCUGAUUGCCAACCAAAUAAAAUAGAAAAUAUUCAAAACUUAAGAGAGAUACCUGGUGUAGAAAGUCAUAUUGACAAUUCUAAUAUUAAUCCCAUUCAUCGAUCUACAAGUUUAAAUGCCAAUGCUAAUCAUCGAAUCGAUACAAUGGAUGCUGAGGCAGAAUCCAUGGUAUCUAGAUUAACCAGUGAUAAUUUUAAAAUUGGACCAUCGUCGCAUCCUCCACUUGCACCUCUUACUAAUAAUAAAUGGUAUUAUAGAGAUCCACAAGGCGAAGUUCAAGGUCCUUUCUUGACUACUGAAAUGGCAGAAUGGUAUAGUCUGGGCUAUUUUCAUGAUAACAUGUUGAUGGUGAAAAGAGCUGGCGAUGAACACUUUUAUUCCUUAGGUGAUCUUGUGCGAUUAAAAGGAAAUGUACCAUUUUCUGACACUCCGUUUUCGGAACAAGAUGUUAAAAUUAGUGCUCGUAUAGGAAUACAGCCACCUCCUCCUCCUCCUCCACAUAACCCUUUCACUAUGAAUGAAUCAUUAGUUCUGCAACAGCAUCAACAACACUAUCAAUAUAGACAAUUAUUUAUAAAGCAAAGAGAAAUAGCUAUACAAAGUGCAGUUCAUCAACUAUCACAAUCUGAAAGGUGGAGUACUCUGUCACCUAUUGAACAACAACAGUUGAUAAUGCAUCAUAUUCGGAAUGUUGAAGCAAAUACAACAAUUCCUCCAAUGUAUACAACUCCCAUUCUUCCUCAACCACAGCCUCAACCAAACUUACACCCUAUGAAUCCUUCAAAUAAUAAUUUAAUGGUUAUGUUAUCUCAUAUGCAACAGCAGCAGCAGCAGCAACAGCAACAACAACAACAACAACAACAUUUUAAUCAUCAAAUUGAUCCAAAACAUAAUAUUCAUGCUGUGCCACCUUCUCAGCCAAUGGCCCAACAACUGGAUCCAUUACAUUCUUUAGUACAAAGUAUGGGGGGUUUAAAAACAUCUACAUCACCACCAGCAAAUGUUCCUCAUCACCAUCAAAGUUCCAAUGUUAUUCGACCAAAUAGUGUUCAGCCAGAAAACAAUCCUAUAUCAGAUUUAUUAAGGCAAUUAGGAGCACCUCAAGAUAAACCUCUUAAAGUAGAAAACAGUGUAUGGGGUAUGGAUUUCCCAGGUCCAGACAAACCUAAAAUCAAUGGUCUUAUUGGAAUGAGUGGCUGGCAAACUGGUCCCCCAGUUGAUCCUACUCAACAAAUACCAGGUGUUUUAUGGGGUUCAGCAGAGUAUACUAAAAUUAUUGGAGCUGACCAUAAAGCAAUUGAAGAAACAAUUAAAGAAGAAGCAAGACGAAGUCAAGAAGCUAGAAAACAAGAAAUAAAACAAAAUGAACAGUUAAGAAAAAGAGAGGCUGAGAAAGCCAGGAUGCAAAAAGAGUUAAAAAAAAAGCAAGAAUUGGAAAAAGCUAAUAAAUUAGAAGAAGAAAAAAAGAAGGAGGAAGCUCUUAGGUUAAAAGAGCACGAAAAAAAGCUAAAAGAAGAUGCAGAAAAAAAAAGAAUUGAAAAGAAGAAGUUAGAAGAAGAACAAGCAAAAAAACGUGAGCAUGAUAAAAAAGUUAAAGAGGAGAAAGAAAAAAGACUGUUAGAAGAAAAACGACUACAAGAAGAAGAAAAGAAAAGAAAAGCUGAUUUGAAAAAAAAAGAAGAGCUAAAGAAAAAGGAGGAACAAAAAAAGAAAGAAGAAUUAAAACGAAAAGAAGAUGCUAAAAAAAAUGAUCAGAAAAAAAAAGAUGAUGAUCAAAAGAAAAAACAAGAUAACUCCAAGUCAAGUGCUGUUCCCAUAGUCACUGAGCCACAAAAGAAAAAGAAAAAAGAACCUCUAACAGUGGCACAUAAUGGUGUUGAAGGUGCAUCAGCACCUUGGGCAGCAGCAGAUCAAAAAAAACAAAUGCAAGUUAAGUCAAUGGCUGAGAUUCAAGCAGAAGAACAAAAACGUGAACAGUUAAUUAAACAAAAAGAACGUGAACGCACCGAAAGAGAGAUAUCCAUGGUAGCAAUUGAACAGGCAAAACAAGAAAAAGCAAGAUCAGCUGUCAGAAUGCAAUCAUGGUCAACUGUUAUUGCUAAAAAUGUUCCUCAGUCUACUCUUGUUGCUACUAAUUCAGUUUGGGGAUCAACCAAUCAAAUCAGUAAUGAUAAACAACAGCCUCAGAAAUCUAAUAAAACACCGGCUGUUGUAGUCGGUAACAAAAAUGUAAAAAAUGUGGCAAAAACUGUCAAUCAAACAUUACAGCAAACUAAUGCUAUGAAGAAAGUUAUUGAAAGUAGAGGUGAAAACAAUAAUUGCAAUGAUGAAUUUAGCCAAUGGUGUUGUAAACAUUUAGCAACUCUUAAUAAAAAUACCAUUGACAUACCUACUUUUGUGACAUUUUUGAAAGAUGUAGAAUCUGAGUUUGAAGUAAAGGAUUACAUUCAGAAUUACCUGGGUGAUAAUAAAGAAGUGCGAGAGUUCAUCAAACAAUUCUUUGACAAACGUCUGAAAAUACAAAAUAAACAGAGGAGUUCUGAUUUUGUUGAAAUGAAAAGUAAAAACAAAAAACGAAAUAAAAUGGUACCAUUAGAUAAUAAAGUUCUUGGUUUCAAUGUCGUUGGCUCUGAACGUAUCAAUGUUGGUGAACUUGAUCUUGGCGAAUAAGAGUGAACUCUUAAACAAUAGCAAAUCAGAAUGUCAUUUUAUGUCAUCUGUGUUUUUUGGAACGAUUUAGGCCUUGAAAGUUUAAAGAAACAAUCUUUAUUUGAGUAUUACAUAUAUCCAUGUUUCUUGUUGAAUUUUUUUUUUUUUUGAUAAAUAUAUAUAUUUAAAUUAA
Molecule: messenger RNA, 4585 nt
Organism: Sipha flava (yellow sugarcane aphid)
Lineage: Eukaryota; Metazoa; Arthropoda; Insecta; Hemiptera; Aphididae
Gene: Gyf
Product: GRB10-interacting GYF protein 2
Exons: 23
Coding region: 520-4413 (1297 amino acids)
Molecular function (GO): protein binding
Source: RefSeq, a predicted model, not a curated record